AUGAACCUCCGAAACUCUGCGAAGUCGCAGCCACCGUCACCUCAAGUCAACACGAGGACAUCUACCCCCAAAAGCCAGUCAAGCGACUCGCAAACCACACCACGCCCCCGCACUGGUCGCCGGAAAACAGAUAUCCCAGAUACCAAAGCCAGGAGAUCGCGCACAGGAUGCUUCACCUGUCGCCAAAGACAUCUGAAGUGCGACGAAGCCGUAGGAAAAUGUCUGAAUUGUCGCAAAUCAGACCGUGUUUGUCGGCGCGGCGUCCGCCUCAAUUUCAUCGAUAUCCAGACCGUGGCACCCCCACACCUGGUCGCGCGACCAGACGGCUCGAAGGUAACAUUUCGAGAUGAUUCGCGGCUGAUUGCAUCCCUGUAUGUGGGAGGCUUUGAGAUAUAUCCGCCUAUUCAGCCCGAAAGCCCCGUUGAAGAAAACGGACACUCAAACCAUGACUUUGAUUCCAUGGGACCUGACGAUCUAACGAGCCUCUUUCAGUCGGUUGCUCACUCUUUCGACCCGCUGAGCUUUGAUGUCUCACAUCCCUCCACGGCGGACUUCGUGGAAACGGAUACCUGGCACCAGUCCCAUUUGGUGCCCGGGGAUGAGCUUCUUCCGCAUGGAACAUCCAAUUUUGCGCGCAAGCUGGCGGAUAAGCAGGAAUCGCAUCACUUUCUCACUGACCCCGAGCAAUUGUCUCUUCUUCGGGCUUUUGUGGAAGAGGUUGGUCCGCGCAUGGAUGCAAUGGACGAAAUGAACCAUUUCUCCCAGGUUCUCCCAAGUCUUGCUGUGGGCGAGCCUUUGUUGCUCAAGGCGUUUUUGGCAGGAGGUGCUAGGCACCUUUCCAUACAUGCCCCUUCUUAUGAAGAUGGUAAGGCCUUGCUUCUUUAUGAUGAAGCUACCCAGGCGCUUUUGAAUGCAGUCCAUGAUCCCAGCCGAGACUCUGUCUUGUGCGCAACCGCUGCAUUGGUUCUAGGGUUCUCUGAGUCCAUGUCGCCUCGGUCAAGGCACCACGGGAACCACAUUGCAGGUUCUCGGGCUUUGAUUCGAGAGUGUGGGUGGACUGCUAAAACGCCAGGGCUUGGGGGUGCCUGUUUUAGGAUUAGCAUGAGUGCCGAACUGCUUAGCUGUCUGCACUAUAAUUGGACCCUGUCUUGGGAUCCGGACACUUGGGGGGUCGAUAUGGACAUGGAACAUGCACAAGCCAGUAUUGGUGGUAGCCAUGAUGUAUGGCAUCAUCGAAUAUUAUAUGUUUGUGCGAAAGUAAUGAACUUGCGGACGUCUUUGCGUCAAUGCCAAGCUUUGGGCGAUGAUGUGGCGCGCGUCACUCGGCUCAAUAAUCUCUUCCAGGAAUGGGCCCUUUACAAUAGUUGGUGUGAGCAAUGGGAGAAGUAUAUACCCAGAUCGCUGGUACCACUUGGUUAUCUCCAGCCAUGGCAAACUAUGUCAAAAUCGGUGUUUCCAGAAAUUUGGCUUUCUAAUCGAUCUGCUAUUAUUGCUCGAUUGAUGUACCACGUCACUCGCAUUUUGUUAUCCAAGACUCAUCCUCUACAGUCGGAGUUCGAUGAGGGGAUGCAGAAGAUGCAACACAGUCACGCGCUCGACCUGUGCGGCCUUAUCGCCCAUACAAAAGACCAGGGUAUUGCCGAUAUCGCACUCCGCUGCCUUGUGAUCGCAGCGGAAUGCUUAGAGACACACGAAGCUCAACAAGAAGUUCUCGAUAUCUUCGAUACCCUAAGCAAAGUGACCGGCAGCAGCGCUGAAUCGAUCAAGAAUGACCUUAAACAAAUUUGGAGCUGGGUCGGUGCUCAUCCGCACACAGUGACUCCUGCUCAGAUGCAUAACCACUUCUAUGAACUUGAUCCAUCUUUGUCGAUGGCUGAAACCCCUGAUUUGUCUCCGGGUCUGAACAAUCCCCUUUUGGGUACAGGUGAUUUCUCAAUGGAAAGUCAUCCAUAUCAGCGAUUCUAUGUGCCACCGCAUCACCACCACGCACUUGAUCAGUAUCACUACGGUGCAUACUUGAUCUGA
Molecule: messenger RNA, 2025 nt
Organism: Penicillium soppii
Lineage: Eukaryota; Fungi; Ascomycota; Eurotiomycetes; Eurotiales; Aspergillaceae
Product: Zn(II)2Cys6 transcription factor
Exons: 4
Coding region: 1-2025 (674 amino acids)
Biological process (GO): positive regulation of transcription by RNA polymerase II
Cellular component (GO): nucleus
Molecular function (GO): transcription cis-regulatory region binding; zinc ion binding; DNA-binding transcription factor activity, RNA polymerase II-specific
Source: RefSeq, a predicted model, not a curated record